GAGUUUGAAAUACAACUUGUUCCCGAAAGGUGUUUAUGGCAACUGAAUCAAUCGGAUAUACAUAAUUUACUCCGUAAAAAUGCAAUUUCUAUGCCAACGGAUAAGAAAUCCAGUCAAAAAUGA
This is a messenger RNA of Dentiscutata erythropus, 123 nucleotides long. The record is from the annotation of a GenBank genome assembly. NCBI's taxonomy places the organism in Eukaryota, Fungi, Glomeromycota, Glomeromycetes, Diversisporales, Gigasporaceae.